Molecule: messenger RNA, 643 nt
Organism: Suillus bovinus
Lineage: Eukaryota; Fungi; Basidiomycota; Agaricomycetes; Boletales; Suillaceae
Exons: 5
Coding region: 152-457 (101 amino acids)
Cellular component (GO): membrane
Source: RefSeq, a predicted model, not a curated record
AGUUCACCAACCUUCUAGUCUGGACCGCCCCCUAUAGUAAACCAACUAACCCUUACAAAAACUCUAGCUUAUAGCCACAGAUUCUCACAGUGAGACCGUGUAAAAGCACACGCUGUCGCACAAAUCCCCACCUCACCCAGACCGCGACACCAUGGAAUCCAAUGGCGCUGCUGACUGCGUACUCAUUAUCGUCGCCGUUAUCUUCCCCCCUGCUGCAGCAGCUUUCAUCUCAGGCUGCGGUUGUGAUCUCCUCGUGAAUAUCUUGUUGACUUUGCUCGGAUACCUUCCUGGACUCAUCCACGCGCUCUGGCUCGUAUUCAGGCGUGCCAACGUUCAGGAGCGACGUGCCAGGGGCAGCUAUCGAUACACUGACGCGGAAACACCUGCUCCGGCGCCCCAGCAGAGUGCUCCGCAGUCACCUGGAUAUGGUGACACGAACCAGUCGAAUGCCCCGUAGUCACCUACAUACGCAGCCACGAGCCAGCCUGUUGGUUCUUCUCCAGUCGUCAAGACUUGAGGAAUAGCAUGAUUCAACACGCACGUGGUAGUGAAACAAAGUUUAUUACUAGGUCAGACAGUAAUCCGAUUCAUAUAAGGAACGCUGGGAAAUGUCUGUCACGUUUCGUGCUUAUCACUCGGAAUC